GGGAUUUAUAUUCUUUCCAGAACCAAUCAUAUUGUCAGCCAGUAGCUAACGAAUAGGACAAUCGGGCUUUCAGCGAAUUUAAAUCAGCUGUAGUAAAAGCAUGCGCUGGAAGCUGCACCCCGAACAGCCCAUCUCGCAAAAUGUCGCAGCAGCAGUACAUUAGGGACGAAAAUGGAGACGUGUUCAUACCAGGAUCAAGACGUCCCGAUGGAACAUUUCGAAAACCUAUAAGGGUAAAAGAAGGUUAUGUCCCCCAGGAUGAAAUGCCUCUAUACGAGAGCAAGGGCCGGCAGUUCAACAGAGGCCGCGUGGACCAUCCGAUCGGCCUGGCGCCGGACGACGUGGCGCGCCACAGGGCCGGCCGGGAGGCGGCAGAGCGGGCCGACCGGUUCCCCAGCGCCGCCGGGGACGCAGUCAUCCCCGGCCUCGCAGCCCCGGCUAAGUCGGCGAAGAAGUCCAAGUCGAAGAAGAAGCCCGAAAAGAAGGAGCCGCCGGCGCCCGUCAUAGACGAGAGCCUGGUGGAGCAGCUGUCCAAGGCGAGCAUCGCCGCCGCGCCAGAGCUGCCGCUGCCCGAGGCCGAGGCGGCCGAACUCAGGAGUAAGCUGAAGAACCUGAAAAAGAAGCUCAAGGACGUAGUGCAGCUGGCCGAAAAAGUGAAAUCGGGCCAGGUGACUCCCGAUCCCGAACAGAAAGCGAAAAUAUUACGGAAGCAGACGCUUAUAGACGAUAUUAAGAGCAUUGAACGAGAACUUGGCAAGUGAAUAAACGAGUGUUUGGUUGUGGUUUGAAGACUCAUUUUCUUACAAUUUGAACUCGGUAUGUGCAAACUGGCGGAGUAGGUGUUCACGAGUGCUUGCUGGGUGAUCGUCGUUUUUGUAUUUGUUUUGGCGAUGUCAUUUUCAGUCCCGAGUUUUCCAACAGUGUGGUCGUUCGACCCGUGCCUAAAUGGGUAUUAAAUUGACUACCCCAUGCUUUGCGAAUGAAACGAAUUGCUUUUUGACCUGUUGUCGUGUACUACGUUUACCGCGAGAGACAUUCGGUCCCAGUGGUACGUCCAGGUACCAUGUGCGAUGGUGGCGUGCCGCUCGCGUUGUUUGCGAUGGAGCUUUGGCGGUGCGGCUGGUCAGGCGUGUCGAAAUCGUGGUGGAUAUUGGCGCGUGCACUUCCAGCAGUUGCGAUCCACAGGUUUUGUGAAAAUGGAGAGGGCCUAGCAGGCUGCUGCAUGGGCAGCUGCCGUUACGGUGACUUUUAAAAUUGAAUAAAAAAUGUGAGCGGC
Pollicipes pollicipes is the source of this 1276-nucleotide messenger RNA. RefSeq names its product partner of Y14 and mago (gene Pym). The transcript has 4 exons. Bases 141 to 761 code for a protein of 206 amino acids. Gene Ontology annotation, biological process: exon-exon junction complex disassembly. NCBI's taxonomy places the organism in Eukaryota, Metazoa, Arthropoda, Thecostraca, Pollicipedomorpha, Pollicipedidae. The record is from RefSeq and is a predicted model, not a curated record. Gene Ontology annotation, cellular component: cytoplasm; exon-exon junction complex. Gene Ontology annotation, molecular function: RNA binding.